This is a messenger RNA of Aureobasidium melanogenum CBS 110374, 4779 nucleotides long. RefSeq names its product protein kinase WD40. The record is from RefSeq and is a predicted model, not a curated record. NCBI's taxonomy places the organism in Eukaryota, Fungi, Ascomycota, Dothideomycetes, Dothideales, Saccotheciaceae. Bases 1 to 4779 code for a protein of 1592 amino acids. Gene Ontology annotation, biological process: protein phosphorylation; macroautophagy; late endosome to vacuole transport. The transcript is spliced from 2 exons. Gene Ontology annotation, cellular component: phosphatidylinositol 3-kinase complex, class III, type II; nucleus-vacuole junction; late endosome. Gene Ontology annotation, molecular function: protein binding; ATP binding; protein serine/threonine kinase activity.
AUGGGUCAAGGUUAUUCCAUCAACGUUUCUGCUGGCUCGGCUGGUAUUGAUGUCCCUGAACUCGCCGAUCUCGAGACAGAGAGGAGUCUGGGUGCUGUACGGUUCAUGAAAACAAUCCGCGCAAGACACAAGGAUGGACUCGUGAUUGCCAAGGUCUUCAUCAAGCCAUACCCCAACUUGAAGCUCGAAGAAUACUCGCGGAAGUUGUUCUACCAGAGGAGAGAGCUCACAGACGUACCGAACACUUUGCCUUACCAUCGCAUCAUUGAGACUGCAACAAAUGGCUACCUCGUUCGCCAAUAUAUUCACAGCUCUCUCUAUGACAGGAUCAGCACAAACCCUUCGCUUGAGGAUAUUGAGAGGAAGUGGAUUGCAUACCAACUUCUGUGUGCUGUCAGAGAGUCACAUGCGAAGAACAUCUGCCAUGGAGACAUCAAGACCGAGAACAUGCUUGUGACUACCUGGAAUUGGUUAUACCUGACUGACUUCUCCACUGCAUUCAAGCCGGGACGACUGCCCGAGAACAACCCAGCAACAUUCUCCAUCUUCUUCGAUACCACAGGCCGUCGCAUCUGUUAUGUUGCACCUGAACGAUUCUAUGAGAGAAAGAAUAGAGAGACAUGGCAUGAAGUCACCUGGCCGAUGGACAUCUUCAGUGUGGGGUGUGUCAUUGCUGAACUCUUUACCGAGAAGCCCACCUUUACGCUCACUCAAUUGUUCAAAUAUCGUAGAGGAGACUACGACCCGACACACACUACGUUGAACAACAUCAAGGAUGAGAACAUCCGAGAGAUGGUUGCUCACAUGAUCCAGCUCGAUCCGGCAAAACGUUAUAGUGCCGAAGACUACCUACAGUUCUGGCGAGGCAAAUGCUUCCCGGACUACUUCUACACAUUCCUGCAUCAAUAUAUGCAUCUCAUCACAGACCCGACUUCCGGCAGGAAACCAGUGGUGGUUGGAGCAAAGAAUACAGGAGGAUCAGAUGAUCGCAUCGAGCGUAUCAAUGCCGAUUUCGACAAGAUCUCAUACUUCCUAGGAUUUUCAGACGUGAACAAACUCGAAAAGUCCACUCGCGCACCGAUCACUUCAGGUCUGGAUUUGUUCCCACUCCAAGUGGACUUGCCAAACAAUAGACAUGAUGCAGCAGAUCGUGCUGGAAGUGUUCAAGAUAACGGCGCUCUCCUCUUCCUCAAUGUUGUGAUUUCGGCCUUGCGAACGACUGCUCGCGCUAGUUCUAAGAUCAGAGGCUGCGAACUACUUCUGGCGCUAGGAGAAAGAUUGACCGACGAAGCCAAGCUCGAUCGAGUGCUGCCUUAUGCUAUUGCUCUGCUUGAGGACGAGUCAGAGAAUGUCCGCAUGGCUGCUCUAAGGACCAUCACCCAGCUGCUAGCCAUCGUCACUGUGCUAUCACCUAUGAACGUCUUCAUAUUCCCCAACUAUCUGCUACCUCGUCUGCAGAAGUUUGUCGCAAGCCCUAUGUUCCGCAAAUCAGGACCGUUAAGAGCGACAUAUGCAACUUGUCUUGCAAGUCUAGCCACAACAGCAGCCAGAUUCUUGGACAUGAUGCAAGCAUUGCGUGCCGAUGGAUCUUUACCCUCAACAGAUCCAGAAGCAGAAGACGACAUUACUUCGUACGCUGCCUAUCAAAACACCUAUGACACUACUCGCGAAGACCUAAUUCAACACUUCGAAGCGCAGACCAAGCUGUUUCUGCAAGACGACGAUUCUUCCGUCAAGAGAGCAUUCCUUGGUUCUGUCACCAACCUUUGCGUGUUCUUCGGCGAGACCAUUGCCAGCGAUCUGAUUCUUACACACUUGAAUACAUAUCUCAACGAUGAAGACUGGACGCUGAAGUGUGCUUUCUUUGAGACUAUAGUUGGUGUUGCUGCUUUUAUUGGUGGACCAAGUCUGGAGGACUUCAUACUUCCGCUAAUGGUACAAGCAUUGACUGAUCCAGAAGAAACUGUGACCGAGCAAGUAAUAAGAUCUCUCUCAAGCAUGGCACAUCUUGGACUGUUCCAGCGAUGGACGACUGUCGAGCUGGUACUGAUUAUAUCUCGCUUCACUUUACAUCCGAAUGUAUGGAUACGUGAAGCAGCUGUCCAGUUCAUCGAAGCAUCGUCAACUCAUCUCUCUGAUGCAGAUGUCUGGAGUAUGAUAGUGCCACUGCUGCAGCCUGUGUUGAAAAUGCCGUCAGCUGGUCUUUCCGAAUUCGAACUUCUGGAUGCUCUCCAAAAGCCGUUCCCUCGACCAGCAUAUGACCUAGCAAAGACCUGGGCAGAAAAGGCCGACAAGAGCGUUUUCUGGAAGCAUGCACAACAAGUUAAGAGUUUCUCUUUCGAAGCAGGCGGCAGCAAAACUCUGUCUGACUUCUACCAUGAUGGCGAUUCUCGUGUCUUGAGCAAAGCAAUGAAGAAUGAGGACGAUGAACAAUGGCUCGCAAAGCUUCGCGUUGCUGGCAUGCGCACUGAAGAUGAGCCCAAACUUCUUGCGCUAAGAGAUUAUAUUUGGCGAACGACCAUGCGCUCAGACAAAGAAGUCAUAAAGCAAAACGACUCUCAACUCAACCAAAUCGUCUCCUUGAAUGCGAUACAAGUACCUUUGCAGAAUGUCUUCUUUGAAGCAGAGACUGUCUCUUACGAACCAUACCGCCCUCAAACUGAUCCCACGAAACAAGGCGUGAAAACAUCACUCGAGGAAGCUCUACGCGAUGCUGCCACACCAGCAGAGCAGGAUGCCAAGAACCUGUUCAACCCAGCAAGAGGCAAGCCGUACCCAACUACAACGCAGCAAGCAUCAAGCACACCUGGGCCAUCAGACAGCUCUCGGGCUCAACCCACGCCCAUCAAUGGCAGGACGCCUAAUCAUCGUAAGCAGAUGGCAAGCAUUGACGCUCCCACACAUUUAUCGACAUCUCCAGCGUCCACCAUGUCUAUGAGAAGUGGACAUAACCAUGUGCUCCACUCAAAGUCAAGCGCAAUGAACCUCAUGAAGCGCACAGAACAGACAAAAGCAUAUGCAGAAACAGGCACUGACUCGGUCAAUGCUGUCGGCAAACUCGAUGUCCCUGCGAACCAAGCGUCUGUCACGCCUUCGCAAUCUGGCCAAGCUACACCCACCGCACGUCCAGCGCGACCCAAAAUCUCUGCAACGCACUCUUACCAUGGUGGUGAUCCAACUGUUUUGAAGCUAUUAGACUCAGUCUAUACUGGGGCCAAUCCGGGCAGUGACCGUGAGUUCGGCCCCAGAGUCCCGACACGCCCUCGUGCUCGCAUGGCAACCAAGAACGCCCCAAACCAGCAAGCGCAAGGUUACUGGAAGCCAGAGGGACAGUUGACUGCUGUUCUUGAAGAGCAUGAAGCACAAGUCAAUUGCAUUGCUGUGUCACCAGAUCAGGUGUUCUUCCUGACUGGUUCAGAAGAUGGCUCAGUCAGAGUUUGGGACACUAGCCGUUUCGAACGUAACAUGGCAUAUAGAUCGCGUCAAGCUCACAGACAUGCUUCUGGCGCAGCAAUAACCAGUAUCUGCUUCGUAGAAUCUACACAUAGUUUCAUCUCUACGGCAUCAGACGGAACGGUUGAUAUUGUCAGGGUCGAGGUGACCGAAGCAAAUGGUUCACUACGUUAUGGCAAACUCCAGGUCUUGCGAAGCUGGCAGAUUCCUACUCAGCCUGGACAGAAAGAAUAUGCUGUUGGUGUCGAGCAUGGGAAGACAGAUGGUACAUCGGUCUGCGUCAUUGUCACAAAUCUCUGCCGUAUCCUGUUCAUCGACGUUUACUCGAUGGAAGUCAUGUAUGAGCUCGUCAAUCCGAUACAACACGGUACACCGACAUCGUUCUGCAUAUCAAAACGAUGGCAGUGGCUUCUGGUUGGCACUUCUCAUGGUGUUCUCGACAUCUGGGAUCUUCGUUUCCGUCUCCGGCUUCGUGCUUGGACAGUACCUCGGCCGGCACCCAUCACACGUCUUACCCUCCAUCCAAGCAGAAAAGACAGUAAGCGAGUAAAGAUCUGUGUUGCUGGUCUGACAUCUCCAAGCCACGUAUCCGUAUGGGAUCUUGAAAAGCUGGUCUGCAUUGAGGUGUAUCACGUUGAUCAGACUGACAGUAGUAGCGCUCUGAAAGCAAGAGACUUUGAACUUCUGAACGUUGACGAAGACAAGUCUGGCGCCAUGCCAUCUCGCAUUCUUGGAUCUCUUGCAUCAGACCCGCACCUUAGCGCUCGCCCAUCUGACAAUGGUAAGGACAGGUCAGGAAGAGGAUCGGGUGCAAGUGCGGGCGCUGUCAAAGCAUUCAUUAUGUCAAUGCACACUUCGCCCGAUAGCUCAGAACCCAGACACCCUUUCCUCGUCACCACAGGACCAGACUGGAAGAUUCGCUUCUGGGACACCGAUCGCAUCGCCUCAUCCAUGAUCGUCAACGACAAAGACGACAAAGCCACCUACACAGCCUCCAAAUUCGGCAACGACAUCUCCGUCUACACAGAGCAAAACCUCAACGACAGCGCCUCUGAAAAAGACAAAGGCUCAUCAAGUCCAGCCCCAAACCGCGCAAGCACAAUCUCACCUGUAUCGAACGAUGCAGACAGUGAAAGAGGCAGUACAUCAAAGAGAAAGAAGGAGAACAGAGAAGGCAAGAUUGCUAGAUAUGAGGUUAUUCGCAAGUCGGCGAAUCAGUUGCUCAAGGGUCAUAAGGAUACUGUUACUGCUGUUGCUUUGCUGGAGUAUCCUUUUGGCAUGAUCAUUUCUGCUGAUCGCUCUGGUGCUGUGUAUAUCUUUAGAUGA